AAUGGACCUGGAGUAGAAUUUGCAAACACAAAUACACCCGGAGACGCAUUUUUUUUUCUUUCCUGUGUGUGUGUGACUAUGACAGAUAUUGCGGCCCAGGAAGAUAAGGACCCAGACAUCGAGCUAUUUGUCAAGGCUGGCAGUGAUGGGGAGAGCAUUGGAAACUGUCCAUUCUCGCAGCGUCUCUUCAUGGUUCUUUGGCUGAAAGGCGUGGUCUUCAACGUCACCACCGUUGACCUGAAGAGGAAACCAGCUGACCUUCACAACCUGGCCCCGGGGACACACCCACCCUUUCUCACCUUCCAGGGGGAGGUGCUUACUGACGUCAAUAAAAUCGAGGAAUACCUGGAGGAGGAGUUGGCUCCGCCCAAGUAUCCCAAACUUGCAGUGAAGAACCGUGAGUCCAACACGGCGGGAAACGACGUGUUUGCCAAGUUCUCGGCUUACAUCAAAAACACGAGUCCAAAUAAAAAUGGUGCACUCGAGCAAAGUCUCAACAAGGCUCUGGCCAAGCUAGACGAGUAUCUCCUGAACCCUCUACCGCUUGACGAUGGCGAAUCAACGCGCAAAUAUCUGGACGGUGACGAGCUAACGCUAGCUGACUGCAACCUUCUUCCCAAACUUCACGUUGUCAAGGUGGUGGCAAAGAAAUACCGCAAUUACGACAUCCCGUCCCAAUUCCGAGGCGUGUGGCGCUACCUUGGCAACGCCUACGGCCGAGAUGAGUUCACCAACACGUGUGCAGCUGAUGUGGAAAUCGAGCUGGCCUAUAAGGAUGUUGCAAAAGUUCUCGGGAAAUGAGUUGCAACAACCCUGUCCAUGUACAGCGGUACCAACAGUUACCAGUUUUUUGGGGUCUGUGGAAAAACUCGUAUUUUGCAAAACAAGGCAGCCCAUUUAAAUGAACCAAAAUCAAUUUUAACGGGUAACUUUUAAACAGGAACAAACUAACUUUUAGAUAAGAAAUACUGUAUGAAAAACAAUGCAACAGAAUGUAUUACAAAAAUCCUACAGUAGUUUAAUGAAGUAAUGUAAUACUAACGUACAGUAUUUACCUUGGUGAGUGGACUUCUACGGUUUCUCCCUCCAGCUGCUUCUCCGUCAACCAUACCAUCGGCAGCUUCUCCAUAUUUUCAUCGAUGAUUGAUUUUUAUGUCUUUGGCUGGUGAUAUCGACUUAUUCUGCUUCGACUUGCAGUGCUACGC
Messenger RNA from Nerophis lumbriciformis (worm pipefish), 1205 nucleotides. It is a transcript of the gene clic5a, whose product is annotated as chloride intracellular channel 5a. NCBI's taxonomy places the organism in Eukaryota, Metazoa, Chordata, Actinopteri, Syngnathiformes, Syngnathidae. The record is from RefSeq and is a predicted model, not a curated record.